Eimeria maxima is the source of this 1755-nucleotide messenger RNA. RefSeq lists its product as hypothetical. The record is from RefSeq and is a predicted model, not a curated record. The transcript has a single exon. Lineage: Eukaryota; Apicomplexa; Conoidasida; Eucoccidiorida; Eimeriidae. The coding region runs from base 1 to 1755 and encodes 584 amino acids.
AUGCAGCGGCAGAAAGAAGCCAGCUGGCUCGUGUCAAGAUUAGCAAACGUCCCUCAUGGAGUUAUUUCCUCUCGAUUUCCCGAAUUUCUUCCUCUUUUUCACACUACAAAUGUAAAACGAUUCCUCGCGACGGGUCCGUGCAUGACGCGGGUUUCGGGUGUACGUACACCCCGAUCUGCAUCAUGCACGGUCGGCGCACCCCCCUGGGUUUCAGGGGUUUGUUUCCCAAGAGUUUGUUGCAAUAAUCGUGGAUUUUCAUCAAAUGCAUCUUUAUCUUCCGCUUUAUCUUCGGAAUCCUCUAAAUAUCCCGCAACAAAUACACCAAAUGAUGUAGAGGAUGCGGUGAAAACCGGUAAGGUUACCGAGACGGAACUUGAAGGAAACAAAGCGCUUUCGCCUUCCGCUAAGGUUUAUAAGAAGGCAAUUCCUCCUAAUUUCGUGACGGAAACAUUUUUACCGCAUUUAGAGGAUCAGAUUAUUCAUAUGGCUCCUUCUUUCUCUAUUUUGCAACUUGGCGAGGUAGGAGGUGCAUACGGCCGUUUACCGCCGAUCAUGAGGGAGAAAGAAGUAGAAAAGGUACUUUUAAAUCAUCUACGUAAUAAUAUGAAGAAUAUAUAUACACCAGAGGAGGUAGUAGCAGUUGUUUCUUUAAUGGAGCUUUUUUAUUCAGGAAAUGAUGAACGAAGGAAGAGAAGCGGUCUUUUUUCCGCUUUUUCUAAGACAGCUAGUGGUGUAGAGAAGGAUUUAUUUUUUACAUUAAAGGAUAAAUUAGAGAAACAAAAAGGAUUAUUAAAUGGUUUAUCUUUAUUGAAUUUAUUCUCUAUAGUUCGUUGUUAUACAAAGGUAUUAUCUAUAGAUAAUGCAUUUAAUCAUAAAGAAAAAGAAGAAAUACAAUUAUUUAUUAAAUCCUUAAGAAAAGAAAUACAAAAUAUGGUCAAGAAACUUCAUCCUCCUGAGCUUAUUGCUGUUAUAGGCUCAAUAGCUAAAUAUGGAUCUAUAGCCUUCCCGGAGAAGCAGCAGCAGCAGCAGCAGCAGCAGCAGCAGCAACAGGAGCAGCAGGAAAUGCAGGAUCAGCAGCAAGUGCAGCAAGAAUUAUUAUUAGAUAGGAAGAGUAUACAAUUAAUUAUAUCUAAAAAUCCUCAUUUUGCUAUAUUACCCCAUUUAUUACAACAGGUGGAUAUACACCUGAAUAAAGAUAAUUUUUCUUUUAUUCAACUUUUUUAUUUGCUGCAUUUAUUGCAAAGAUGCUCAAUUAAACAUAAAGGUCUAUUAAAUGAAUGUAUUUAUUUAUUACAUUAUGGUACAUAUAGUCCAAAACCACAGCAGCAGGAGGAGGAGGAGGAGCAGCAGCAGCAGCAGCAGGAACAGCAGCAGCAGCAGCAGCAGCAGCAGCAGCAGCAAGAACCAGAACAGCAGCAGCAGCAGCAGCAGCAGCAGCAACCAGAGGAGGAAGUCUCGUUAGAUAUAGAUCCAGAUAAAUUACGACAAAUGAAUACAUUAGAGGCAGCAGAAUAUAUAAGAGCAUUAGCUAAGCGUAUACAGCGUGAGGAAUUGCUGCAGCAGCAGCAGCAGCAGCAGGAGCAGCAGCAAGAGGAGGAGGAGGAAGAAAAAGAAUUUGCUGCUGCUGCUGCACAGCAGCAGAAUAUGGUUGAUCUAAUGCCUCCUUCCUUGCUCAUUAAAAUUGCUUGGUGUUUUAAACAACUCGGAGAAUUCGAUAAAGUUGAAAGUGUACUCGAAAAACCUGUAAGGGUUUAG